GAUGACUCGCCAUCUACGCGUGUUUAUAAUAAUCUCCUUCCCCUUCAGUUCACACUGGGGCAGUGUAGUUGGUGCAUGUCUCACGGUUGCACACAUGGGUAGGGCUCGGAUGAUAAGGCCGGAGAUUGGAACAGAUUACCAUCCAGUGUCAGGGUAGCAUUUACUGAGGGGAGAUGACUGUAAGAUCUGUGGAUCCCUUUGGACUGCGUAGUUGACAUUUGAGAGGAUUCAACAGUGCUACGCUCAAGCAAGCAACACAACACAAACAGGUUUAUUUAUCUGUGUACAUUGCGCAAGGACGUGCUCAUGAAGACGUUCAUCGACAGCAACUGCAUCUCCAAGGAUCAUCCCUGUAUCUGUCUGUCAAGGAUGCCUUGAGUUUCGGAAACGACGCGAGGAAGGGUUGUUUUUUUUCUUCCGUGGGGGGAAGAUGUUUUCUCCCGCGCACUCGAUGCAUCGGACGUUACUCCUGGAGGCCAAACGCAGGAAAGAAACGGGAAAUAAGAAAGUGGCCGUCUACAAAGCUCCAGACCAAACAGAUUAUUCAAAGAGAGAGUACGAGAUGUCUGUGGACCAGGAGGAACUGAAGAAACGGCUGACGCCUAUGCAAUACCAUGUUACCCAGGAGCGUGGAACUGAACAGGCAUUUUCUGGUGAAUACUACAAGUUGAAGGAUAACGGUGUCUACCAUUGUGUUGUAUGCGAUGCUCCACUGUUCAAAUCAGAGACAAAAUAUGAUUCUGGAUCGGGCUGGCCCUCCUUCUAUGACCUGGCUGACAAGGGAGUGGCCAAACUACACCGUGACACCUCCCACGGGAUGGUCAGGACAGAGUGUAACUGUGCCAAGUGUGGUGCUCAUCUGGGCCACGUCUUUGAUGAUGGGCCAGCUCCUACCAGCCAGCGCUACUGCAUCAAUUCAGCAUCCCUCAAGUUCAACCCGAAAAAGAAGCCUGAGAAAUCAGAUUUAUAGCCGAGAAUUUCAACCAAAAAAGUCUUAUAUUUUGAUACAAAACAUAGCUGUAUCUAAGCCAUACAUUAUAAGUAGGUUUAAGAGAAUUCAGAUUCAUGUUAAUUGACAAAUUAAAAAAUGCAAUCUCGGUGAGACAACAGGAGCAUAAGAUGCUGCAAGCUUUACUGUUAUUCGCACAAUUUCUAGGUUUUCUUUUAAACUAAUUUGUGGUUUGAAUGGUUGGGACAUCUUAAAAACUUGCUGAAACGUUUUGUACCAAAGUUCACACAUGCUUAUACACUAGCAUCAUAGAUGAUUCUUACAAAUUUGAGGCUUCCCCGACUGUGUUCUAGGUUCUUAUCCAACUUUGUUCUGUGCAUAGUCAGAGUCGCGUACACUGGUACACUCCUAAUCCUCAACAUUCACAAUUGUGGUUUCUGACUAGCGCCCCUUGAACAAAAACAUUGACAAAUUGGGAACCACCAACAUAGGGCUGGAUAGCUCAGUUGGUAGAGCACCAGAACGGCAGUCCAGAGGUCACAGGUUCAAACCCCGAUCAAGUCAUUUUUUUUUUCAACUUUGAAAAAAUUAUGUUCAAUUUAAGGUUAGAAUCUUAUCUUGACAGUUUAAAAAGUAAGACUUUAAGGGAGUUGUGUUAUGAAUGAUAUAUUAAGGAAAAUAUUGGGGGGGAAAAUUUACAUGUGAAGGGAAAUAUUUUUAAAAAUUUAGAGUAAUAUAUGAAAAAGUAUUUAGUAUUGCCGGGAAGGUUUAUUUAGAAAUAUUAUUGGUGUUUCUCAAACAAGUAAUUUUACAGAGGCGGAAAAAGGAGGUCUUUCAUAGUGGCUAUUUGACAGUUUGUUACUGAUGAAACAAUUUGAAUCGACUGUUGGGUUUGCAACUGGGAAGUCACACAAAAAAGAGGAAAUUCAAAUCUUUCCAAGAAUUUGUACAGUGUUUUUCUAUUUUUGAUGGCAUACAUGGGAAGUGAAAAGGCAAAAAUCAGCUGAUCUUAGGAAAAGUUGCACGUCUGGACUGUGUAGCAUUUAGGUCACGGCUCAUGGGUGUCAAGAUUGCAUAGUGCAUUGGUAUUUUCUUGGUCAAAUUUCACAGAAUUUCUAAUUGAAAAAAAAAAUAACAAAUCUAUUUGCUAAAAAAAAUUCAGCUCUGCAGCGGUCACCAAAAAAAUUUGGCUGGUUACAUGGUUUUUUGAAGUAGAUCUUUCUGGUGCUUAGCAGUUCCUUGAAAUUUGCCUCCGGUUUCAGACGGAAAUAUACAAAUCACCACAGGCUUACCGUUGGACAGUUAUAUAUUGAAACCAAAACUUUACUGAAGAAAGCAUUUGAGUUUCUCACAUUUUAAACUAAUUUCAGCAUUGACAAUAUAUAAAGAGUUUAGUUCAAAACGCGAUAUAUCCAUUUGAAAAAAGUGAAAGAUGAGUACAGUAAUGAAACUUUAAAGAAUAAAAUUUAAAACAGUACAACAGCUGUUUCUAUAAAACUUCAUUUUUCGCUUCAUUGUAUUCUUAAGUUGCGUUUAAGUAUAUAAAAGCCGCCAAGACUGAACUGAGGCAGCCAAAAGAGGGCUGGUUUCUAAAAGGGGACAAAAUGGCAUAUAUAUUGCGUUUUGGAAAAUGCUUGAAAAUUUCCAUCAAGACAGAAUUUUAAUUAAUUUUUGUCUUUCUGAGCAAAUAUGAAAUAAACGCACAAAGCAUUGGCUCAUGGUUAACAAUCCUGUGUACUUUUCAACAACUGGCAAAGAAAGAUCGUUGUAAGCGGCUGAUUAUUAUAUGGAUAAUAUUAACCCAACUUGGCAUUGGAAUUUGUUUGAAAACCAAAAAAUUAUGAGCGAUGCAAUUUCAGUUUUUACAUUUCAAGAUGUAUUUUAACACUUUGUUGAACUUUGAAUAGUGUUGAAUGGAAGACAAUGUUAUUUUUUCUCUCUUGAGAUUUCUUAAAUAAAAACGAAAAGGAAAUGUU
Molecule: messenger RNA, 2925 nt
Organism: Patiria miniata (bat star)
Lineage: Eukaryota; Metazoa; Echinodermata; Asteroidea; Valvatida; Asterinidae
Gene: msrb3
Product: methionine-R-sulfoxide reductase B3-like
Exons: 6
Coding region: 431-970 (179 amino acids)
Biological process (GO): protein repair; response to oxidative stress
Cellular component (GO): cytoplasm
Molecular function (GO): peptide-methionine (R)-S-oxide reductase activity
Source: RefSeq, a predicted model, not a curated record